CUGCACUGGCUGUGCAGAGUGUGCAGUGGUCUAAUCGUCGUGAGGAAGGAGAAGUAACCACACAAUCACCAAGAGCCCAACAAAGACACUACAUACACCAGAAGAGUGGUUUUUAUGAUUGUGAUGUGUGGUUGCGUGUUUACACGAGUCCUCAACAUCACCCAAUGGAACUUUAAAACACGUUCUUUCACUCAUCCUUAGGUGUGUGAGUCUGGUAAAAUGAAACGACCCUGCGCAUUUAUUCGACCACUAGUUUCUAUGGUGUGCAUUGGUGUACAUUCCCGAGGCUUUACAUGGGCAAUAGACCAGUGUUAGAAGUCAACUAAUGGAGCAAUCAUCAUUCCACUCCAUCCAAAUCCAUCAGCAGCACCAGAAGAAAGGGCCUCCCUCUCAACUCCCCUAAUUAAAAUUGUUUGUUGUCCUCAAGAAAUUGUUUACAGUACAAAAGUGCAAUUGUUUGAGGAUUGCCAGUGCUGGACAGUAAUGGGCUGUUUGUCGUUGUGAACAAUUGUAUGUGCAAACUCUUCUGAUUGUGAUUAUGGUGAAGAUGAAAUGAUGGAGAAGAUAAUCAGUCAUGGACAACUGUAAAAUACGAGUGUGGUGAUAAUUAGUGGUGAAUUUGAUGUUAAUUGUGAAAAAAAUUAUUCAAUUGCUCCUCCAGGGUCUGGGCGUUUAGGUUAAGCCCUUAUGUAUGUUGUUUACACGCCCCCCAAUGUCUGAUUUGUCAUGAGAGGACACUCGUUAGACACGAGUUUAUGGGCUUGGGUGUGACAAUAACGGAAUGAGUUAAUUUAAUGAAUAGGUGUGCAGUGACUGUCGUUAUUGUGUAGGAAUUUGUGAAGGUGAAGAGAUCGAGUUUUUUUUUCGUGAAAAUUGUUGGGGAAAUUGCGAGGGAAUAAUGAUGAGUACGUGGACUGAGAGAAUGCACAGGAGGGCUGCCACCCUUGGCAAUGUUGUCACGAGUUGUGGACAUCCCAGCUCGGUGCCACCGUAUCCGAGGAGACUCGAAAAGGUGAAGUUUGGAGUUCCACUCGACGAAGUCUGCAAGAAUGAUAUUCCUGGUCCAUUACUGGUUCUUAUUCUGAAACUCAAUAAAGAGGCUCCACAUCGGAAGGAUGUAUUCCGAGCGCCAGGACAUCAGGGGAACAUGAAAAAAUUGAUACAUUUUCUUCAGACUGGCCGAUUAGUUAACAUUGACAACUUCAGUGUUUACACGAUAGCCAGUGUGCUGAAGAAAUUUUUGCGUAAAAUUCCUGGUGGAGUGUUUGGGCGCGAGGGUGAGCAGCAAUUGUUCACGAUUAUACAACUGGAUAGUAUCGAGCAACAACGGGACCAGAUACAUAAGUUAAUCACUUCAUUACCAAUAUACACCCAACGCCUGCUGGUACUACUCUUCGGGACGUUCAGGGUAGUUGCAGUAAAUAGCGAACGAGCUAGAACGGGAAUGUCGAGUGAAGCCCUUGGUGUUUCUGUCGCACCUUCGUUCUUUCAAAGCUGCGUGAGUGAUGGAAAAACUGCUAAAAUGGAAGAUGUCUUGAGGUUCAAGGUUGCAACUCGAGUUAUGAAAUUCAUGAUUGAUAAUUUUGGUGUGUCGAAUCUCUUUGGACGUGAGAACUACGAAUUCUACGCGCGAAUCACUGGACGAAUACUCAAGGUCGACGAAGAUUGGAUAUUUAGUUUUAGAUAUCCACCGGAUUCUCUUGUAUCAAGACAAUUGUCCCUAGAAGCUGAAAAAACAUGGCUGCAAUAUGAAUGCGAACGUUGGGGACUGAAAUUUAAUUUGGAAUCAAUGUCGCAUCAGGAGGAGUCCCAAUCGACGCCCGCGUUGAUUCACGUACCAGAGACUAUAGAGCUAACAUCGUCCUUGGGAAUGAUCCCAGAGAACACCCUCCUCGAGAGUUACACAAGGCUAUCAGUGAGCCUCGAGGAAAAUGGCCUCUUUCAGGCAUCCAGCAGAUCCUCAAGCAACGGUAGUCAUCAUUCACGCCACGGAGACAUAAUGACCCUAGACGAACUGAGGGCAGUUAACCGUUAUGCUGAGAGCACAAAGAGCCUCAGUUAUCUGCCACAGGUGCACGAGAGGCAAACAGCACGUAUGCGCACCAGGUCUGAGUGGUUUUUGACACCGGUUGGGGAGAGAUUAACUGGAACUGAUAGUGAUCCAACUGCUAUACACAUUCUUAGGGGAUCCAAUCGCUCGUCGUCGGGAAAUAUCGCAACAGGUCUGAGUGCCAGUGCUGAGUCUGUAAAGCGUCCGAGUCUUCGUCGAACUGCCUCGAGAGAGAAAUCCCGUUUGCACCGUAGCUCAUCUCGUAGAAACAAGGAGAACGGUGCAAAGUGUCGAAGUGACUCGGGAAAGUCACGUUCUCUCGAAGCAAUGAAGAUGAAGAGAGUCUCCAUGGACCAGCCAACGGAGAAAUUUCUUAAAAACAGUGAGGAACUCUCCAACGAGGUUGACAAAAAUGUGGAAAUGCCAAUUGGUCCACAGGACUGCACUGAAAUGGACGUCCAGACAUUCCACGUCACUCUUACAUACAAACCUCGUAUAUGAAAGAAACAAUAGGAUUAAUAAUUUACAUAAUCCAAAGUAAACUGGCAAAAUGGAUAGUAACACUAAAUGAAUUUAGAUCUCACAAAUCUAACGACAUCUGCAAGAUAAAAUUGAGGAAAACUAGAGAAUUGUAGGGAAAAUUCUUUCACCCGUGGAACCCAACAAUAAUUCUAGUGAAGCAGUUCACCUAAUUAGCUCCGAAAUAUAUAGUAAUCGAAGUAGAAGAGAUUCUUCACCGGGAAUUCAACUAGUGCAGAAUUUUUUUAAUUUAUCGAAUAGUAAAGAAGAGAUGAAAAAACUCGUCUUCGAUUCCCUCCAGUAACCACCAGAAUACGAUAAUAUCGAUCUUGGGACUUGCAAAUCAAUUUAUUGUAUCGUUCAAACUACAGACAUCGAUAUUUAACGAAGAAAUGCAACAAAAAAGUUUUUGUAAUAGUUUGACGAUUAAUUCGCAAGCGUUCACUGUAUGUCCAAUAAUUGUCGAUUCGAUUUUUUUAUAUUGACUGGAAGAUAUGACGAUUAUGUGGACACUAGGGAGGCAUUUCAAGCUCAUUCCAUAACGAGUAAAGUUAACAAUUCAAUAUUAUUGUUAAAAAUUCCUGUCGUGAAGUGAUAAAAACGAACGAAGAAAAUCUAAUAUAUUUUGCGAAGAUUUAUGAAAUUGAUGAGUUUUGAGAAAAAAAUCGAAUGAUCUUUUUAUUAAGAGAUUUUUAUGAUAUGCAUACCAAGAUUGUAUACAUUGGAUUUUUUAAUUUUUAUUUAAGUAACAAAUUAUGCUGGUGUUGAUUGUUUUUUUUUUAUUUAGAAGAUUUUUGUGUUUUUUAUUUAUCGAUUAAUGUACAAUGGGUUAUUACAAUCGAAUAUAUGAAAAAAACGUGAAUUUCGUCGGUGAGGGUGUAGAAUAUCCUGAAAUCCUUUGCCAUCGGACAAAAUCCUUUUGUAUGUUAACUUAUCAGCAAUCACAAAAAUUUUUUGAGAUCCUCAAACAUUUUUUAAGAAAAAUAUUUUGCUCUGAGCUCGUUGUAUUUUAUUACUUCACAACAGUUUUGUAAAACUCUCGUCAUUCCAACUGCAUUUUCAUUCUUCCACUAAUAAUAAUUUCAAAUGACUAAUAUUACUAUUGCAUAAUACACAGCAGAAAAACGUUAUAUAUUUUUUCAAAUUUUCGUUUUUUUUCUUCGUCUAAAAUUAGUUUAUAAAUCUAGCAAAUAAUUUGGGAUGCGCAUUAGUCAUCAAAUGUUUGUUAAUAUUUAUGAUUUAUUUAUUUUGUCAUUUCUCGGUUAUGAAAGCCCAUAAAAAUUGGCGAAGAUUUUAUCGGUAACCGAGCCAACAAUAAUUAUUUUAUAUAUUCAAUCCAAUACUUUAAUUGUUUAUCGUUCACAAACUGUUCAAUCUUUUCUGCGGAAAGGAUCUAAUAGGAAACAAUUAGGAGAAAAUAGAGGGAAAAAUUGAUAAAAUAGGAGAAAAUUUUGAUAUUUGAUAUGAGCUGUCAGUACGAUAUUAAAUGGUCAUUGUAUUCCCACUAAUGUUUGUAUGCUUGCGACGUUUAAUACAUGUUAGAGAAGACAGUAAACUACGAAAAUCGUGAUCACGUGGUCAAGGGAUAUUUAUAAAUAUUUGAACUUUUAUACUUUUCAUUAAUUACUAAUAUUGUGAGAACAACAAUAUUUAUCUGUGCCCUUGGUUAUUGGUACCUAUAUUGACUAAAACAAGACAAUUACUGUCUCAUAAUCAAUUCAUAGAAUACAAAGAGUAAUUAGUAUCUGACAUACUACUAGAUAUAUUUCCGUUUUAGAGAGCCAUAAUUAAUAUAAUUUCAACAGGGAAGUGGUAAAACGAUUCCGUCGAUUCAACUUGUAACUGAGUUCCAAGAAAUAUCUCCGGAUGUGAGGAAGAUGACGGCAUUUUUGUAAUAACCAGUUCUAGAGAGAGAAUUGGGAUAUAAAAAAUUAACAAAAAUCUCGACAUCUUCUUUGGCUUUAGAUGGUCAUUAACAAUUGUUGUUAACUGGCCAAUAGUCAAAAUCAGUUUGAACUGUUUUAUCGCUUCACUACUGAUUCAUAUCAUCUUUUUAUUUUUAUCUAUAAUCCCUGUUCAUUUAUUUACACAACAUUUUAUUUAUAAUUUAUUGCACCAAAGAGCUCAUUACAUACAGAUGAUUAUUUGUUUAUUUACCAGUGAAGCGAUGAAUUGAAUGAGGUGAAGUAUUGAAGCACAAAAAUAUUUAUUAAUUUAUCACGAUUUUUUUCCCGUUGUCAGAACAUUAGGAGAAUUGGUAUGAACUCGUUCUAGAGGAAGUCCUUAAAUAUAAUCCUUGUAAAUCGGGUCAGAUAUUUUUAUGUAAGACUUCAGAUUUUUUAUAAGAAAAGUCAUUAUUGGUAGGGACUUUUCAUAAUAUACAUUUUUUAAGGGUGAAAUAUUUAAUAUAAAAAUCAAUUUAAUAUCAGAAGUGAAUACAUUUUUUGCAUUUCCCUUUGUGAUAAUAAUUUCUCAAUCUGAUAGUCAAUAAACUUUCCACCAGGAAUUCUUCUAAAACAAUUUCAUUAAACAACUUCCGACAUGACAAACUGUGAUUUUCAAAUUCAAAAAAAUCGUUUCUCAGUCAUUUCAAUAAACAAAAUCCGAUAAUUGCUUUUCAUUGAGGAUUUCAUCGAUAUUGCAACGUGAAAUAAAUUUUUUAUAAGCGCAACCAAACAAAACAAAUAUGUGAUUUUAUCAUUGGGUUGACCUCAAGACUGGUUUCAGGACCACAAUAAUUAUUAAAUAUUAAUUAAAUGACUCGAAUGCACUGAUUUCAUUUAUUCUGUAUAAUUAAUUAAGAAGUCCAUCAUUUUGUAAUCGAAUUAUUGUAAUAGAAAAAUAUAGAGACACAUUAUAACCAGUAGCUUGGUAAGUUGAACAGCGAGCAGGACACAACUUUAAUCGAAAUAUUUCGUGGUCCAAAAAUAUGCCAAAGUUACGAACAUAUUCAUGAGUAAUUAUCGAGAGAUGAAUCACAUUUAGAAUGAGUCAUGUAAUUUAUUUAUGCAAAAUUCACGAAAUCAGUAACGAAGUGAUGCCACCCAACAAAUCAUUUUUGAUUAUUGAGCAGUUUUUUAUAAAUAUCUCGACAUCCAAGGACGAUAGCAAAAUUUUCAUUGGGACCUUUUUUGUGGAGCGAAUCCCGUAUUACAAAAAAGUCCCUACGCGAAAUUCGCCAUCUCUCUUAGAUUCGGAGAUAUUCGCCAACAAGUCGACUCAGAGAGAAGGCAAUUUAUCUCGUGUUGUCACUUCGCUACUGAAAUGUUUAGCUCACGUAUUCCACGUUUAUUAAUAUUUACAAUAUGAAUUUAUUACUCUUUUUAUAUUCGCAAAGAAAUUAUUACCAAUGCAUUUACCGAAGGAAGCGAAUCAUUUUCGAAUUUUGUAUUUAUGAGCAGUAGCAGAUAAAUACGUCGGAAAAAUCUGAAAAAAAUUUAGAAGAUGUCAUCCACCCCCUCCAAUAUAAAUUCAUAGGUGAAGCAUUAGGUGAUUAGUGGAUUGAUAGACUGGCAACUGAAAUUCCGCAAAAAUGUAAAUACCAAAAAAAAUCCAUAAUGAUUAUGUACAUCAAUUCAACCGUUUUAAUUAUCCCCACAUCAAUUUAACUAAAAAGAUGUCCCGGUCCGUAUCAGCCCGAUCUCCCUCGAACAUAAAAUACCUCAUGUAGACAAAAAUAUCCAAAAGAUUUCGCUCAAUGGCUCAUAAUCUUUAAAAUACAGGGGCUAAUGAGGCCUCAUUUAUUGAUGUAAAAGCGAUUGUGCCAAACAUCGAAGAGUGAUUUAUCCUGUUUAAUUUUUUUUGAUCCAUGAAUUCGCAUUUAUCCCAUUCAAUUUUCAGUGUUCACAAGUAUAAGCGGUAGUGUGUGUAUCCAAUGUAACGAACAUGAGAGGAUUCAUUUCCGAAAACAUAACUAAAAACGAGUGGAGGAGGUGCACUCGAUAUUUAUUACCAAAAAAUGUUUCGUUCUGAAUUAUAUUUUAAGGAGUAUAUAUAUCACUGAUUUAUUAAUUUUUAUUUAUUUUCUGUUUUAUUUAUUCAUGAAGAAUGUACACAAAGUUCAGUAACUCAGCCAUAAAAUGUAAAAAAAAUUCUAAAAGAAGAAAUUCCAUACUCCAAGUGAAAUUUUUUCUCACUUCCUUUUGUUUAAUCAUCACUCUCUCUCUGCCGAAAUAUAUUUCUAUUGUAUACAUUCGAUUAUUCACGUAUUUCGAUGUAUUUUAAACUAUAUUGUAUAUGGAGGAAUAAUACAUAAAACCUACAAAUGCCGAA
Messenger RNA from Diachasmimorpha longicaudata, 6841 nucleotides. RefSeq names its product rho GTPase-activating protein 20 (gene RhoGAP71E). Gene Ontology annotation, molecular function: GTPase activator activity. The record is from RefSeq and is a predicted model, not a curated record. NCBI's taxonomy places the organism in Eukaryota, Metazoa, Arthropoda, Insecta, Hymenoptera, Braconidae. The transcript is spliced from 10 exons. Gene Ontology annotation, biological process: signal transduction. The coding region runs from base 899 to 2551 and encodes 550 amino acids.